AUGAGUGUGCAGCCACGUUUCGUUUCAGUCCUCUUUUUUCCUUUUUUUUUUUUUUUUAGAGCAUCUUUUGUGAUUAAUUUUUUUAGGUACCACACAGAGAUGGAUAACUGUUCCCGUGAGAGCCGCGUCCUCCUGUUAAGACUGUGCAGUAUUUGGGGGUUUAUUAUCGGUUCUUGGGCCGUGUUGCAAGUUGCUACACCUCUCGUUCUGAAGGAUAUUGUGGGAAAAGAUGUGGCACCGACUUGGCAGGGUCUCUUUUCUGCCACGACGGCAGUGAGUGGAAUGAUUUUUUGUGCUCUCACCGGCCACUUCUCGGAUCGUAUUGGCCGUCUUGAGUUUUUGACACCGUGGGUCAUUUUCUUUUUCUUCACGACGAUUUUGGUUGUGUUUGCCGAUAUCACUGGUUCAAUUUAUAUGCUGUGGGUGGCUCGAAUAGCAGCUAUUUCUAUUCCGUCGACAAUAAUGCAUGCAUUUCUGUCAGACUACCUGAGCGGUAACGCAUUGUUGGAAUCUUUUGGGUAUGUUGGGGCGACUUUUGGAACGUCGAUGCUCACUUCCUCACUUUUGUGUGGGUUGAUUAGUCGGUACUAUUCACGUGUUGCUGCUUUGACUUUUGGGUCUUCUCUUGCGGCUGUGGGCGUUAUUUUUACUUUGGCACUAAAACCCCCGAGCAAAUUUCGAUUAAAUUCUCCCACGGCAUUUGUUAACACAGAGGGCACGAAUUUGUUUCACUCCGCUGGUGGUGUAAUGAAUAGCAUACGUAUUAUAUCCAGUGAUGCAUUGUUGAGGAAUCUUAUUUGUGCUAUGGCCCUCCUUCGUGUUGGUAACGUUAACACACACAUGAUGCUUGUGCUUUUCGUGGACUUUCGCCUUGGUUGGGGAUUACCGGAGAUGAGUGUGCUGGCAGGUUUUUCUGCGCUUCUCACUGUGAUCUUUCAACUUAUUGGCGUCAGGUUUCUGAUCUCGAGCGAUAUUGUAUUACCUGUGCUUUUUGUUCUUUUGGCUGUGGUUCCUAUAGUAGCUAUGGGCUACGCCCUAGCGAUGACAGGUGCUCAAAUGUACCUGAUCUCCAUUUUGACCUCAAUGAUGACAAUUGCAUCUACCAUAUGUAACGCAAAGAUCACCGCGAUUGCUUCGGAAAACGGCGUUGCUGGUUUGGCGCUAGGAUGCGUGGGAACCCUGCAGAAUAUAUUAGAAGUUUUUGCAUCUCUUUUUCUUGGAAGACUGUUGUCGUGGUCCUUUGAGAAUCAACCACGCACGCAUGUCCUGAGCGGUCUCCCCUUUAUUGUGAAUGGGGCCUUUUUGACCCUUGUUGUGAUGAUUGUGCUUUACUCCCACAAACGCCAUGGAGCCGGUAGGGCCUCUUGGAUAGAGGGGGUACAUCCUGGGUGA
Molecule: messenger RNA, 1392 nt
Organism: Trypanosoma cruzi
Lineage: Eukaryota; Euglenozoa; Kinetoplastea; Trypanosomatida; Trypanosomatidae
Exons: 1
Coding region: 1-1392 (463 amino acids)
Biological process (GO): transmembrane transport
Cellular component (GO): membrane
Molecular function (GO): transmembrane transporter activity
Source: RefSeq, a predicted model, not a curated record